Molecule: messenger RNA, 2347 nt
Organism: Vespula vulgaris
Lineage: Eukaryota; Metazoa; Arthropoda; Insecta; Hymenoptera; Vespidae
Gene: Non2
Exons: 5
Coding region: 90-875 (261 amino acids)
Cellular component (GO): nucleus
Source: RefSeq, a predicted model, not a curated record
UUUCGAGUAACUGUACCAACGGACGCUACGGGAGUCCGCAGCCGGCAUAGGUUCAGUUGGCAGCAGUACGCACAACGAGAAGCAUUACCAUGGCCGAUAUCUCCAAGGACGAGAUCCGUAAGGAGAUCACCGCUAUUCUAAAAGAUGCUGAUCUUACUACAAUGUCUGCAAAGAAAGUAAGGCAACAGAUAGAAGAGAAAUUGGAUGUUGAUCUCACAGAAAGAAAAAAAGAAGUAGACGAUUUAGUGAUGGAGUGUCUACAAGAAAAACAAGAUGGUGGAAAGAAAAAGAAGAAGGCUGCGAGUGAAGAAUCUGAAGAUGGAGAGGAGGAAGAAGAAGAAGGUUCGGAGGAAGAAGAAGAGGAAGAGGAAAAGAAGCCGGCUAAAAGAAGUCCUACUAAGAAAACAUCUAGUAAGCGUAAGAAAGAUUCCUCUGCCGAUGAAGAAAGUGCUAGUGAUGAAGAUGCUAGUGACGAAGAAUAUAGUCCACAGAAGCCAAAGGCAACACCUAAAAAAGGAAAACCUGGCAAAAAAGGCAAGAAGAAGGGUAGCGACAGUGACAGCGAUGAGGACUGGGGUAAAAACAAAAAGGCUCCAGGAAGUGCUGCUAAGAAAGGUGGCGGUAAGGGCAAGGGUGGAGGGUAUACUCGUGCUAUUACAUUGUCUCCGGAACUAGCAGCUGUUGUUGGUGCAGAUCAAAUGGCUCGACAUGAAGUUGUAAGGAAAGUAUGGAGUAUUAUCAAAGAAAGGAAUCUUUAUGACCCGAAAAACAAACAGUUUGCAAUUUGUGACGAUGAAUUGAUGAAAAUUAUUGGUGUAAAGCGUUUUAGAACCUUUGGUAUGAUGAAAUACCUCAAAAAUCACUUUUUAAAUUAAAUCACUCAAUCCCGAUCUCUGACAGGUUAUAAACAUUGUAUAACAUAUUCCAAGGCGGACUGUGCGCCUCUCCAUCUUUCUCACACAAUACAUGCAUAAAUACAUAUACAUGAAACACAAAACAUAUUUGAAAAUAAGACUAGCCAUGUUUACAUCAUUCCGAUGUGCUCCGUCGAUCAUGAUAACAGCUCUUUCUCUCUUUCUCUCUCUUUCUCUUCUCUUCUAAAUAUUGUAUUUAAUUUCUGUGAUUUAUGGGCAUAGUCGAGUUGUCGAAAAGGCAAAUAAGUUUAAACGAACGUCCUUUAAUGUUGUAGGUAGGAACUUAGAGCUGUUAUCAAGGUCGUUCAAAUGAUUUCGAAAUGUGAAAGAUAAUUAAGGUGGCCAAGAAUUAGUAAACUGAUCUUAUUUUAUUACAUUCAGAAUUAAAACUUAUAAUCUGCGCGUGGUGGUCUCAUUAUAAAUAAUUACUUACAUGAAAUAUUCAGUAAAGAUGUAUUGUGGCUAUGCAAAUAAGAUGUUCAUAAGAAAAUAUUCAGACAGAGGAAUAAUAAGAUUGAAAAUGUCUGAAUACUGUUUUAAAAUUAUUGUUAAUUUUAUUAUGUGACAUCAUUAUCUCAUUGACUUAACUCGUAUCUUAUAUUACCUUUGAGAAAGUUCUACUUCGAUAAACAAUGGCCGCCCGAUGGCAUAAACCAUUCUACGUGAUCUUGUGCGUUCUGUAGUCCAUACAGUCCGCUCGGUUAUUAUUUUAUGUUGUUUUCAAUUUAUUUUUAGAUUCAUUAUUGAUUUAUUCUUUGAGAGUGGAUGCAUAGGGAUAAAUUGUUUUGCCACCAAAGGGUAAAGAAAAUACGUGGAAAAAGUUGAUUAAAUAGAGUUAAAAGAAAAAGAAGAAAAAAAGUAAUAAUAAUAAAUAAAAAAAAAGCGGACAGAUAAACGAUGCAAAAUCAACAUCCUGUACCUCUUCUGUAUAAUAGCUACAUUAUACAUUGAAAUUAAUUCUUAAGCGAAGUUUAAUUGUAUUAUCGUGUAAUUACUAAUUAUUGUCGUAAUAAUAGGUUUCUUGGUGUAAAAAUUGACCUAACUUUUAAGAUCUAAUCCUAAAGUGAUGUAUUCAGUAAAAAUUAAUGACGUAUGCAUACAAAAACAUAAUAAUAAUGUGCUUAAAUGAUCACAGCACAAUAUGGAGAAAUAAGGAAUAAAUAUAGGCUCUCACGGGGCGAGGUGUGGAAAUAAUUCCGGGUUUUACGGUUUGUUGUCCGCUCCUCAUCGACGUGGUGGAAAAAUUUGUGUAUUUUGAAUAUAAAUUAAGAAAGUGCUCUGGCCUAUAUAUCUCGAUGGGAAGAAAAGUCGCACGGGAGAAUUCAUAGCGAACAGUUUUUGCGUAAACGAAAUCAUUACACGAAAAAAUAAGAUAUGUGUACACGGAAAAUUAUAUAUUAUGAUACAUAUAAUAAUAAUAAUAAUAGUUUGUU